Molecule: messenger RNA, 767 nt
Organism: Tribolium castaneum (red flour beetle)
Lineage: Eukaryota; Metazoa; Arthropoda; Insecta; Coleoptera; Tenebrionidae
Product: succinate dehydrogenase cytochrome b560 subunit, mitochondrial
Exons: 3
Coding region: 105-623 (172 amino acids)
Biological process (GO): mitochondrial electron transport, succinate to ubiquinone; tricarboxylic acid cycle
Cellular component (GO): membrane
Molecular function (GO): oxidoreductase activity, acting on the CH-CH group of donors; electron transfer activity
Source: RefSeq, a predicted model, not a curated record
UCACAAUACGGGCCAUUAUCGGCGUGAGUUUCUUUGACUUUAUGCCUAAAAAACUGAGCAAUCUACAUUUUGACAACAUUUAAACAAUCUGCCAAAGUUGAAAAAUGUUUGCAAUAUUCAGAUUAGCUAAUCGGCAGACUGCUCUUAAAUUCAAAACUAACUUCGGUUUGUUAUCACUGGUCCGCCCAGUGACUCUGAAGCCGCAACCGGCCCCCAAGGAAGAAGACUUGGGCCAUGACGCUCGCAACAUGAAACUGGGGCGUCCGCAAUCGCCCCAUUUAACAAUUUACGCCCCACAAAUGACUAGCAUGUUGUCAAUUUCACACAGAGCGACAGGCAUGAUCCUUGCUUUUUACACCAUUGUGUUGGGGACGGGGGCAAUUAUCCUCCCUGACUCAAUUGAAACCUAUCUGAACGCGCUGGAGGAGUACCAUGUGGGGGGUGUUGUGCUAUCAGUGGGCAAAUUUAUCCUGGCGUUCCCUUUGACUUAUCAUUACUGGAACGGGAUUCGCCACUUGGCGUGGGAUAUUGGACUUUUCCUCUCACUUAAAGAGGUGUACAUGACUGGGUUUGCGAUGUUGGGGCUGGCUUACGGCUCUGCGGCCGUCCUUUCUGUUAUAUAAAUUUAAAAAUUGAAAAUUAGGCGCGUAGGACGAGUGCUGCGCCCUGUCCUUUGACAUUUAAUUACAGUUCCCUGUUUCACGCCAACAUUUUUUGUAUUAUUUUCAUGACGCACUGUCAAAAAUGUGAAUAGAAUAUAAAUAACA